CCUUACGUUAUUGGAGUUGUUCCCGAUUGUGGUGGCAGUGGAGUUGUGGAGGGACCGGUUGUCCAAUACGCACGUUUCUUUUUGGACGGACAAUUUGAGUGUGGUUUAUGCUGUCAAUACUUUGUCUUCCUCUUCCCUCCCGGUUCUGGCGUUGCUCCGGCAUCUCGUACUUCGGUGCCUUGAGUGUAAUAUCUAUUUUAGGGCUCGUCAUGUUCCUGGUGUUGACAAUAAAAUUGCUGAUGCUCUUUCCCGUUUUCGUUGGCAGGAUUUCAGGUCUUUUCUUCCGGGAGCGGAUUUGGAGGGCAGGGAAUGCCCGUCGUACCUGUGGGACCUGGUGGACAGGAGCUGAUGUCGCUGGUUCGAUCGUCUGUUUCCCCGGCUACUUGGCAGGCGCAUGGUCCUGGGCGUCCGGCCGUUUGGAUCGUGGGCCAUUCAUAUGUUUUCUGGGCGGCGCAGAGAGCUGAUUGCCGACCUGGGGGGAGGUCCCUCGGCUUCCGGGAGGUGGAUGUGGCCUGGAGAGGAAUCCGGGGUUUGCGAUGGGCUCAGCUCCUGUCUCAAGUGGUCGAGAUCGGUUCGCAGGCCAGUGGCCCGGUUGUUUUAGUUCUACAUGCUGGGGGGAACGAUAUGGGUUCUGUUCCCCUGGUGGAAUUGUUGGCCCUCAUCAGGUCCGAUUUGGAGCGUUUUCCAUCGUUUUUUCGUGAGGUGGUCCUGGUCUGGUCUGAGGUUGUUCCUCGGGUGGUAUGGCAGGGUGGGGAGGCAGUCGAGAGGUGUAGAAGGACGAUUAAUGCCCGUAUUUCCCGCUUCGUCAGGUCCCGGGGUGGUGUGGUUGUCAGACACAGACAGCUCGAGGGCGAUAACCGCUCAUUAAUGAGGCCCGAUGGGGUUCACCUGAAUGAGAUAGGUUUGGAUAUCUUCCUUUCAGGUAUCCAAGAUGGGGUGGAGCAGGCCAUGUUUUUGUUGGGUGGUGGUCGGAGCCCCGUUUGAGGGCGGUGCUCCUCCUUGGCGGCUAGUUAUUGCAGCAUAAAGGUGUUGGAGGAGAAAUGGGCGAAUCCGCCCGCUGGGAGACCAGCGGCUGGCGGAGAGCACGGUUCAAGGUUAUAGUUGCCGUUUGAAUAAAGCUGUGGCCGAUUACCACCCAACAAAAUAAAAGGUUAAAAGUUGAACGGUGUCAGUGUCGUUAUUGAAGGGGUUAGUUGGGGUGGUAUGCGGGGCUAGAGGAAGGUUUGGAGUUCCCCUUCCCAUUCCUUAUGGUGCCAACAGUCUGGUGGCCACCCGACGGCUUAGGGAGGGUGGGCAGGGACUGGUGGGCCCCCCUCCCCCCUGUUCCCCCCCCCUUUAGAACGUCUUCCUCUUAUGCCUGGGCAUGCAGGGGUUAAUGUAGGGUUCCGGUUAGGAGAGUGGGCGGUCAGCCGGGAGGGCAUAUAUGCCACUGUCCCGCCUUCCCUCUUCCUCUUUGAGCGGAAGCGCUUUGUCCCUCCCUCCCUCCCCUGUGAGUUGAUGGUUUGGUUUAUGGUUCGGAUGGUGUGCUCAGCAGUGAUUCUGGGGAACGGCUAUUGAGGCGGAGUGCCUCUUUGGAAUGUUUAAGUCACAGCUGGCGGCUAGUUAUUGCAGCAUAAAGGUGUUGGAGGAGAAAUGGGCGAAUCCGCCCGCUGGGAGACCAGCGGCUGGCGGAGAGCACGGUUCAAGGUUAUAGUUGCCGUUUGAAUAAAGCUGUGGCCGAUUACCACCCAACAAAAUAAAAGGUUAAAAGUUGAACGGUGUCAGUGUCGUUAUUGAAGGGGUUAGUUGGGGUGGUAUGCGGGGCUAGAGGAAGGUUUGGAGUUCCCCUUCCCAUUCCUUA
Messenger RNA from Bufo gargarizans (Asiatic toad), 1840 nucleotides. RefSeq lists its product as uncharacterized. The record is from RefSeq and is a predicted model, not a curated record. The transcript has 2 exons. The coding region runs from base 310 to 984 and encodes 224 amino acids. NCBI's taxonomy places the organism in Eukaryota, Metazoa, Chordata, Amphibia, Anura, Bufonidae.